AUGGCCCACCAACAACGACCAGCCCCAUCAACAACCAACGACACCGCCUGGAAGUCUGGCCUCCGUCCACCACCCAAAGACUUUCGCCCUCAAACCGAAGAUGUAACUGCAACCAAGGGCAUGGACUUCGAGGACAUGUUCCUCCGGCGAGAUCUCCUCAUGGGCAUCUUUGAAGCGGGUUUCGAGAAACCAUCACCAAUCCAAGAAGAGGCUAUCCCCAUCGCACUCACAAAACGCGACGUCCUCGCCCGCGCCAAGAACGGCACAGGCAAGACCGCCGCCUUCGUCAUCCCCUCCCUCCAGCAAGUCGACAUCACCAAGAACAAGAUUCAAGCUCUCCUUCUCGUCCCCACACGAGAACUCGCGCUCCAGACAAGUCAGGUCUGCAAGACUCUCGGCAAGCACAUGGGCGUUCAGGUCAUGGUUACCACCGGCGGUACCACCCUCAAGGACGACAUCAUGCGCUUGGGCGAAGUCGUUCACGUACUUGUCGGCACCCCUGGGCGGAUACUGGAUUUGGCGGGGAAGAACGUCGCGGACCUCAGCGAGUGCCCAGUGUUCGUGAUGGACGAAGCAGAUAAGCUGCUUUCCCCCGAGUUUACGCCUGUUAUGGAGCAGCUGCUUGCGUAUCUUCCCAAGGAACGUCAAGUCAUGCUCUUCAGUGCAACGUUCCCGAUGAUCGUCAAGGAUUUCAAGGGAAAGCACAUGCGGAACCCCUACGAGAUCAACCUCAUGGAGGAGCUUACUUUACGUGGCGUCACACAAUACUACGCGUAUCUCGAGGAGAAACAGAAAGUGCACUGCCUCAACACCCUUUUCUCGAAACUUCAAAUCAACCAAUCCAUCAUCUUCUGUAACUCUACCAACCGUGUCGAACUUCUCGCGAAGAAAGUCACGGAACUGGGUUACUCCUGCUUCUACUCGCAUGCCAAGAUGCUCCAAUCACACCGUAACCGGGUCUUCCACGAUUUCCGCCAUGGCGCCUUCCGUAACCUUGUCUGCUCAGACCUCUUGACGCGUGGUAUCGAUAUCCAGGCUGUCAAUGUCGUCAUCAACUUCGACUUCCCCAAGAACGCCGAGACCUACCUCCACAGAAUUGGCCGUAGCGGUCGAUUUGGUCAUCUCGGUAUUGCCAUCAAUCUCGUCACGUACGAGGACCGCUUCAAUCUUUACCGCGUCGAGCAGGAGCUGGGUACGGAAAUUAUGCCCAUCCCUAGCGUCAUUGAUCGCGGCCUUUACGUCGCACCCGGGGCAACGGACGAACCCCAGCAGAAGACGCAGCAGCAGCAAUCUCAGCAACGAAACGGAGCCCCUGCCUAUGGCCAGGCGCAAGCUCAACAGCAAAACGGCAGGCAGGCGCAGCAGCAAGCCCAGGGACAAGCACAGAGGCGAUGAGAGAGCGAUGCGAUGCUUCUCGUUUUCUUCUUCUGUUUGUAUUCUUCCCUCUAUUCUAUCGUACGCCGUCUCUUCAAUGUUCCUUGACACUGCUGCCCCAUCCGUCAUCGUUCAAUCAUUCCACGACUGGUUUUCUCCAUCGACAUUGAAACGAACCUCAGCUUUCACACAUAACGCUAAAUCCCGUCCCGUAACGUAUCCCCUCUGUGCUAUACACACCCCAGACGCCAGUGCUAUUCCUCCCUCUGAACCAUGAAUCACGCAUUCCGAUCAUUUCCGCCUGCGUUAUUCCUCCACCUAGUUCCCGAGUUAACAACUCGUAUCCACGCAUCAUCCUCGCUCUCAAUGUUCUGGUCGCCCCUCGCGACUUCCCCCGAUCAACUCAACUGUCACCGUAAUAUCACUCUACGGACCUCUUGCGCCUGGUGCUUGAUGUGCACCCUCCGCUCUCCUCAAGAUUUUCGACAGCCUUUGUCGAUUUUUCAUCAUCAUCAUCACCAUCGCCACCAACCCUACCUAUCACUCGCCCUGUCCUUCCUCCACAACCUACCCUUCCACGUCAUCGCUACCGCCCACUCAAUAC
Molecule: messenger RNA, 1978 nt
Organism: Coniophora puteana RWD-64-598 SS2
Lineage: Eukaryota; Fungi; Basidiomycota; Agaricomycetes; Boletales; Coniophoraceae
Product: DEAD-domain-containing protein
Exons: 5
Coding region: 1-1395 (464 amino acids)
Biological process (GO): P-body assembly; cytoplasmic stress granule assembly
Cellular component (GO): P-body; cytoplasmic stress granule
Molecular function (GO): RNA helicase activity; mRNA binding; ATP binding
Source: RefSeq, a predicted model, not a curated record